This is a messenger RNA of Corticium candelabrum, 1570 nucleotides long. Its product is annotated as complement C1q subcomponent subunit C-like. NCBI's taxonomy places the organism in Eukaryota, Metazoa, Porifera, Homoscleromorpha, Homosclerophorida, Plakinidae. Bases 356 to 1438 code for a protein of 360 amino acids. The transcript has 8 exons. The record is from RefSeq and is a predicted model, not a curated record. Gene Ontology annotation, molecular function: protein binding.
GGCAUGAUUUCUACAAUAACAUUGCAUCAAUCCGUAGCUACUGGGUGUGAAGUUUCAUCCUAGGCUAUAAUUUUUUUUAUUCUGGAACUGGAACAGACAUCAGAGUAUAGUAGCUCGGUACUGAGCUAAAGUACAAUAACGGUUCAAUCUUGUCUAUAAACCAACACUACCGACACGAACAAAAAGCGUUUUGCUUCCGCUAAUUAGCACUUGCUUUAAUUUACAAUUCAAUACGGAUAGAUCUAUACAUGGCAAGCGGAUCUUGCCGCUCACGUGCCACUAGAAAACGCGAGUAGUUUCCGGAAAAGCACUCAGUAUUGCAAGGUAGAAAGUACUGCAAGCACCAGGAAGGUUCAUGCCUCAAACUCUAUCAGAGAACAUUUGUAGUGGAAGUACAUGGAGUGGAAAUGAGACGAAGAGUCGUGCCCAUGCCAGCAAGUCCAUGUUGCUACACGGAUCCGUGCUUGUUCUCUUUACCUACGCCUUCACACUAACAGUCCUGAUAGUGGCAAUGCACCACAGACUUGGAAAAACUGAAGAGACGUUACAGCGUAUAAAAAAAGCCAUGUCCAAGUUGGAAGUGACUGCUGGUAAUAAUUAUAAGCAGAAGUCUGCUCAGUCAGCAAUAAGGAAAGGUGGUGAAGAUAAAAUGCACCUGGAAGAAGAGAGGCAUACCAGAAGCAGCUCUUGGUCCAAUGAGAGGGAGAUCACACCAAAUGAAUGCAGCUGCCAAAAUGGUCUACCUGGGAAAGCUGGCCCCAAAGGUGAACCUGGAAAAGAAGGGAGACGAGGUUCAAAAGGUUCUAAAGGAAGCAAGGGAAACAGAGGAGUCAAAGGAGCCAAAGGAGAUGAAGGAGUUGCAGGAACUACAGGUCAAACUGGCAUGCCAGGUCUAAAUGGCAGAAAAGGAGAGCCAGGGGACCAGGGUAGGGAAGGAGACAAAGGAAGCAGUGCUUUUCGUGCUGCAGUUGCUGUUCAUACUGUGAAUAGCGGAAAUCUAAACCUAGACGAUCAACCUAGCACAAAUAUAAAUGGCAACGAAACUAUUAAUUUUCUUGUCAGUGAUGACAGCAUGCUACUGAUUCCACCUACUGACUCUAACAUCAUAUUGUCAAGUAAUGGUCUACAUUUGAAGUUACCUGGUAUCUACUAUAUAUACUGUCAAGUGUCCAUCGGAGCACCAGCUAAUGAAGUAGAUGUCUCGCUAGUCCAAGAUGCCAUUGCAGUAGCUACAGGACUAUCUGGAUCUGUCAAUUUUCCUAAAACAGUCUUUCUUGGAAGAUUGAUUUGUGUGAGAAACAGAAGAGGUUCCUACAUAAAUGUCAAAGUGAAAAGCUUAAAACCUGCAACCAUAUGGCUAAACGGUCGCAAUACAUAUGUAGGAGCUUUCUUGGUGGGACCCUUGAGUGGAACAAUGAACAACAGUAACCACUGUUAGACUGAAUCACAUAAAAAGUACAAAGAUAGUGAAAUCAACUACAGUGGUAAAGUACUAUGUCUAUAUAUAGACUCAGAGUAAGAAGAACAAAGUAGCUUACCUAUGAAACUUCAAAGAAUCUGUAGAGUAAAC